AUGACAGAGACAUUGAAUGUCCUAGUCAAUAACGGAUCAAGUGUAGGCGCUUAUACACUUGAUCUGAUUGCGCCUCCGAAGUUGACUUCGGAGAUCACUCAGUUACCAACGCUCGAACAUAAAAGGUUCUUGCGUGAUCUGCGUAGUGGCAAAGUCAAGCAGAUCUGCGUACUCGUCGCUGACGACGAGUGUGUAGCCGACAUAAGAUUAUCAACAAUGUUUACUGAGAACGAGAGAGUUCUCAGUAGUUCAUCGAUGGACGAGAGCGUCCUCGAUGAAAAGACACGAGUUGAGCGAUAUGACUCCCAAUCGUGGGAAUCGCUCAAGACAAAUCCUCUCUAUGAAGAUUUGGUUGAAUUCAAGGAUGUAUUCCCUGAAACUGUUCCGUGCGAAUUACCGAAGGAUAAAGGUUUUCGACACGAGGUCGAGCUCAAACCAGGCUUGAAGUACUGUGUCAUGAAGCAGUGGCCACUGCCUCGUGAACAAGUACUUGCGAUCGACAAGUUCUUUGCCGAUCGUUUAGCUGCGGGCCAUGUGAGGGAAUCAACUUCCCCACAUAGCUCUCCGACCUUCUGUGUGUGA
Molecule: messenger RNA, 582 nt
Organism: Peronospora matthiolae
Lineage: Eukaryota; Oomycota; Peronosporomycetes; Peronosporales; Peronosporaceae
Source: the annotation of a GenBank genome assembly